AUGCUCCCAACUGGACAAGACCACACACAACCACCCUGUCCCUACACCCUCCCAACCAUCUUCACCAAACAAUCCCUCUCGCUAUUCCUCACCCUAGGAAUCACCAGUCUAGCCUUAGUCCUGCUGCUGGUACUCCUCCUCCUGCACAUCGCACGCCACUACCACCGUCCCGCCACAGCUACAACACUCGCCCCCCACCAUCUAUCCCAAAUGGACGCCAUGGAAAAAGGCAGGACAAGUCCAAUGACCACCACCCCGCCACCGCAACCACUACCACAAUCACCAACACCACCGCCACCAUCCUCAGCCUGCGACGUGUUACAACCUCUCUCGCAGAGUGGUGUGUUCCCAUCCAGCGGGGCGGUGGCGGCUAGGGCUCGUGAGCUGAUGCAGAUGCAGAUGCAGACGGGUAAGGCAUCUCCGUCUUCUCCGGGGAUGAUGAUGGGGGGUUCGGAGACCGAGGAGUCCGAGGUGGCUGCUGAGGGGGAAGUAGGAGGAGUAGUGAUAGCAGUGAUAGCAGCAGCGGUGGUGGUGAAGUUGGUGGGUCGGUGCAGAAGCGUGGUGUAUUGA
This is a messenger RNA of Penicillium subrubescens, 570 nucleotides long. RefSeq lists its product as uncharacterized. The transcript has a single exon. NCBI's taxonomy places the organism in Eukaryota, Fungi, Ascomycota, Eurotiomycetes, Eurotiales, Aspergillaceae. The record is from RefSeq and is a predicted model, not a curated record. Bases 1 to 570 code for a protein of 189 amino acids.